CUUUCUUCUUCACAGCUUACAAUUCAGCAAAUAUCACUGUUACAUAUCCUACACCAUCUGUGUAUUAACCAUGGCCUUAACACUAAACACAAAUAUCAUUAUUUCCUUGUUAAUGGUAUUGAGCAUUUGGGCAUCACUUGCGAUGUCUCGCACGUUGUAUGAAGCUUCCAUUGCCGAGAGACAUGAGCAAUGGAUGGCUCGGCAUGGCCGCACUUAUGAGGACCAGGCUGAGAAGGAAAAGCGGUUUAAGAUUUUCAAACAAAAUCUUGAAUUCAUUGAAAAAUUCAACAAUGCCGGGAAUCAGACAUACAAGUUAAGCAUCAAUCAAUUUGCAGACUUAACUGAUGACGAGUUCCUUGCCUCACGCACGGGAUACAAGCCAGUUCCCUCACAAUCACGAACAGCCACAACAUCCUUCGGGUAUGAAAACCUUACUGAAGUUCCCACUAGCCUGGACUGGAGAGAAAAAGAUGCCGUGACUCAGGUGAAAGACCAAGGCAAUUGUGGAUGUUGCUGGGCAUUUUCUGCGGUGGCAGCCAUGGAAGGCAUUACCCAGAUCAAAACCGGUAAAUUGAUCUCACUUUCAGAGCAACAAUUACUGGAUUGUUCCACAAAUGGUAAUAACCAAGGAUGCAAUGGUGGAAUGAUGGAAAACGCCUAUAAUUAUAUUAUAAAUAACCAAGGUCUCACCUCCGAAACGAAUUACCCGUACCAGGCAACGGAAGGAACUUGUGAUACCCAACAGGAAACUGCCCCUGCUGCUCAAAUACAGAGUUAUGAAAAAGUGCCAAGCAAUAAUGAGGAGGCAUUACUACAAGCUGUAGCCAAGCAGCCAGUCUCAGUUGCUAUCGAUUCUUCCGGUUUCAGGUAUUACAAUGGCGGUGUUUUUGAUGGAAAUUGUGGAACAAACUUAAACCAUGCUGUUACCAUUAUUGGAUACGGAACAGCGGAUGAUGGGACCAAAUACUGGUUAAUCAAGAAUUCGUGGGGCCAGACCUGGGGUGAAAAUGGUUAUAUGAGGAUUAAGAGAGAUGUUGAAGCCGCGGAAGGUCUGUGCGGCCUUGCAAAAGACGCUUCCUAUCCAGUUGCAUAAGUUUUUAAAAGGGAGGACAUCCAAACUUCUUAAGUUCGCCAAUAAUUUUUAUCCUUUAGCGUGUCAAAUGUUGAUCUUCUGUUUACGGAGACCAACUAUUAGCCACUGAGCUGUUUUCAUGUUUUUAUAGUGUUGCAUCAAUAUGUUGCUGAUGCAUAUUUUUGUAUUAAUUAAUGUCUUGUUUACAAUGGAAUAUUGAAUUCACUGUCUCA
Molecule: messenger RNA, 1305 nt
Organism: Pistacia vera
Lineage: Eukaryota; Viridiplantae; Streptophyta; Magnoliopsida; Sapindales; Anacardiaceae
Product: senescence-specific cysteine protease SAG39-like
Exons: 3
Coding region: 71-1093 (340 amino acids)
Cellular component (GO): lysosome
Molecular function (GO): cysteine-type endopeptidase activity
Source: RefSeq, a predicted model, not a curated record